This is a messenger RNA of Leptinotarsa decemlineata (Colorado potato beetle), 748 nucleotides long. Its product is annotated as vanin-like protein 1. The record is from RefSeq and is a predicted model, not a curated record. NCBI's taxonomy places the organism in Eukaryota, Metazoa, Arthropoda, Insecta, Coleoptera, Chrysomelidae.
AUGCUGAAUCUUCAAGAGAAAAUUGAAAUCGUUUUAAUAUGCGGCGAGAAUACCGGUCACCGACAAGUAGCUGAUAUUUUCAAUGCCAGACAUCCUGCAAGAAAUAUUCAUCAGUCAACAGUUAGUAGGAUAAUAGCUAAGUUUAAAUCUACUGGCUCGGUUGAGAUGGGUGGUGGCCAUGGCGUUUCAACUGUUAUACAUUUCCAGGAUCACCAUGCUGAAAUAAUUGUAUUUCCUGAAUAUGGUUUCACCGGAAUAGUUGAAGAUCCUACCAAUUACGCUUUAGAAGUUCCCGACGUUGGUGCACAAGUCACACUAAUCAAAAAGAUUUUGUACAAAAUAGCUCAGGCAGCAAAGGAUAAACUAUAUGUAGCGAUGAAUUUCUUGGAAAAAGUACCGAAGAGCAAGAAUGAAACAAUUUACUACAACACUAAUGUUGUUUUUGAUAAAAAUAUGACAGUAGUAGCAAAAUACCGAAAAGUGAAUUUGUACAACGAACCGAAGUUGACUCCUGGCGAUCCAAACCAAAACACUUCCAUUUUCACAACUGAUUUCAAUGUGACAUUCGGAAUGUUCAUUGGUUACGAUAUGCUGUCAUACAAUCCAUCCAGAAGUAUUCUGGAAAAUUCAUCGAUCACAGAUGUUAUUCUUCCCACUGCUUGGUUCUCCACAUUACCAUUUUUCCAUUGUGAGUAUAAAUACGUUUGUUUAUAUUAGUUGAAAUGUUUUUGAAAUCAGAGUAUUUGAA